This is a messenger RNA of Puma concolor (puma), 948 nucleotides long. It is a transcript of the gene SPRY2, whose product is annotated as sprouty RTK signaling antagonist 2. The record is from RefSeq and is a predicted model, not a curated record. Gene Ontology annotation, cellular component: cytosol; membrane. Lineage: Eukaryota; Metazoa; Chordata; Mammalia; Carnivora; Felidae. Gene Ontology annotation, biological process: negative regulation of fibroblast growth factor receptor signaling pathway; negative regulation of Ras protein signal transduction; negative regulation of MAP kinase activity.
AUGGAGGCCAGAGCUCAGAGUGGCAGCGGGUCGCAGUCCUUGCUGCAGACACCCCGUGACGGUGGCAGGCAGCGCGGGGAACCCGACCCCAGAGAUGCCCUCACCCAGCAGGUACACGUGUUGUCUCUGGAUCAGAUCAGAGCCAUCCGAAACACCAAUGAGUACACAGAGGGGCCUACUGUGGUCCCGAGACCUGGGCUCAAGCCUGCUCCUCGCCCCUCCACUCAGCACAAACACGAGAGGCUCCAUGGUCUGCCCGAGCACCGCCAGCCCCCCAGGCUCCAGCACCCACAGGUCCAUUCUUCCGCACGAGCCUCUUUGUCCAGAUCCAUCAGCACAGUCAGUUCGGGGUCUCGGAGCAGUACGAGGACAAGUACCAGCAGCAGUUCCUCUGAACAGAGACUGUUGGGACCAUCUUUCUCCUCGGGACCCGUCGCUGAUGGGAUAAUCCGAGUGCAGCCCAAAUCGGAGCUCAAGCCAGGUGAGCUUAAGCCACUGAGCAAGGAAGAUUUGGGCCUGCACGCCUACAGGUGUGAGGACUGUGGCAAGUGCAAGUGUAAGGAGUGCACCUAUCCUAGGCCUCUGCCAUCAGACUGGAUCUGCGACAAGCAGUGCCUUUGCUCAGCCCAAAACGUGAUUGACUAUGGGACUUGCGUGUGCUGUGUGAAAGGUCUCUUCUAUCACUGUUCUAAUGAUGACGAGGAUAACUGUGCGGACAACCCGUGUUCUUGCAGCCAGUCUCACUGUUGUACACGCUGGUCUGCCAUGGGCGUCAUGUCCCUUUUUUUGCCUUGUUUAUGGUGUUACCUUCCAGCCAAGGGUUGCCUUAAAUUGUGCCAGGGGUGUUAUGACCGGGUUAACCGGCCUGGAUGCCGCUGUAAAAACUCAAACACGGUUUGCUGCAAAGUUCCCACUGUCCCACCCAGGAACUUUGAAAAACCAACAUAG